GGUACCCCUGGGAACUGGCGUUGGUUUUGCAAUGAAAUAUGAAAAGAAACCUAACGUGUCUAUUUCUAUCUACGGAGAUGGUGGAGCCAACCAAGGCCAAAUAUUUGAAGCCUUUAACAUGGCCAAACUUUGGAACCUUCCUUGUAUAUACCAUUGUGACAACAAUGGUUACGGUUAUUCAACAAAGGCAGAGAGGUCCACAGCCAUGACAGAUUUAUACAAAAGAGGAGAUUUCAUUCCAGGAAUAAGAGUUGAUGGUAUGGACAUUUUGGCUGUUCGAGAAGCCUUUAUUUUUGCCAAAAACUAUGCCUUAGAACAUGGCCCAAUUCUAGUAGAAACAAUGUCAUAUCGAUACUCCGGACAUAAUGCAAAAGACGAAGGGACCAGUUACAGAUCCAAAGACGAGAUUAACCUGUUUCAACAAAGAAAGGACCCCAUUAAAAAUUUCAUGAAUAGGAUUGUGAACAAAAAUUUGGCAGAUGAAGAAGAAUUAAAGCUAAUUCAUCGAGCAAUCAAAGAAGAAGUUCAAUUAACAGUAAAGAAGGUCAAGGGCAAAAAUGAACUCCCACUAACCCAUCUUUACGAGGAUGUUUACAAGACUCUAAAUUAUCAUUUAUAAUAUAUGAGUCCGACUUUUUUUAAAGAUAUGUUUUUAAGCAGUCGCUCAAGAUAAAAAUUUAUUUUAUACAAUGUAGUGUGGAAUCAUCAAUGUUCUUGGGGAGCCGAUGUUCGUGGAUUUCUUAGGUCACCCUUAUCCACGAAUUUACAUCCUUCCGAACAUUUAUUUGUCAGCACAAGGUAUUUAUAUAUUGAAUCCUCUGUAUAUAUAUAUGUUACCCACGAAAUCAUGUCUCCACGAACCAACAAAAUUUUGCUUACUAACGAACAUUAACCCCUACGAAUUAUAAUGAUACACCAGUAUU
Saccostrea cuccullata (small rock oyster) is the source of this 923-nucleotide messenger RNA. RefSeq names its product probable pyruvate dehydrogenase E1 component subunit alpha, mitochondrial. NCBI's taxonomy places the organism in Eukaryota, Metazoa, Mollusca, Bivalvia, Ostreida, Ostreidae. Gene Ontology annotation, biological process: pyruvate decarboxylation to acetyl-CoA. Gene Ontology annotation, molecular function: pyruvate dehydrogenase (acetyl-transferring) activity. Bases 32 to 619 code for a protein of 195 amino acids. The record is from RefSeq and is a predicted model, not a curated record. The transcript has 4 exons.